AUGACAAGCCUGAUCACGAUGAACACUUCAACAAGUUUUCUGCACUUUGUUUCUCCACACAUGGAACUGAGCGACAGGUUAUCGUCUUCAAACUUUGACCUUUUGCAAAGUUCACCGAGUCCAAAUCUACUUCUGGAUGACUCUUCCUCCUCCUCGGAGUUGUCCUGCUCAGCUGGCUCAUCCUGCUCAGCUGGCUUCCCCUGCACAGCUGGCUCCCCCUGCUCAGCUGGCUUCCCCUGCACAGCUGGCUCUCCCUGCUCAACUGGCUCCUCUUGCUCAGCUGGCUCCCCUGCUCAGCUGGCUCCCCCUGCUCAGCGGGCUUCCCUGCUCAGCGGGCUCCUCCUGCUCAGCAGGCUCCCCCUGCUCAGCUGGCUCCCCCUGCUCGCUGCUGGCUCCCCUGCUCAGCUGGCUUCCCCUGCACAGCUGGCUCCCCCUGCUCAGCUGGCUUCCCCUGCACAGCUGGCUCCCCCUGCUCCUCUUGCUCAGCUGCUCCCCUGCUCAGCUGGCUCCCCCUGCUCAGCGGGCUUCCCCUGCUCAGCGGCUCCUCCUGCUCAGCAGGCUCCCCCUGCUCAGCUGGCUCCCCUGCUCAGCUGGCUACCCCUGCUCAGCGGCUCCUCCUGCUCAGCAGGCGAUCCCUGCCCCGUUGCAGGCCCGACGGACCGCAGCCUCAGCAGGCGAGGCACAUACCACGAAGCCGUGGCUCCGAAAGGCGAGUCCUCGGGGAGGCCGCCCUGGAACAGACCCAGCAGGGGCGGCUCUGCUCAAUCUCAAGCAGCAGGUCAUCGAUUUUCAGUUGCUGCAGUUCAGCGUCGUUAG
Molecule: messenger RNA, 816 nt
Organism: Penaeus vannamei (Pacific white shrimp)
Lineage: Eukaryota; Metazoa; Arthropoda; Malacostraca; Decapoda; Penaeidae
Source: RefSeq, a predicted model, not a curated record